AUGAGAACCCAUACUGGUGAAAAGCCAUAUAGAUGUGAAAUAUGUGGGAAAGGGUUUAGUCAAACCUCUUGCUUAAAUCUACACAAGAGACAUCAUACUGGUGCUCAAGCUUUUACAUGUAGUGUUUGUGGUAAAGGGUUUACCCAGAAGAACUACUUUCAGGCACACGUACAUAUGCAUUAUGGGAAAUAUCUGUACAGAUGUAAUGUGUGUGGUAAAGGAUGGUGUACGGAUAGUGACUUACAAAAACAUAUCAGGGUACACACUGGUGAUAAACCUUAUAAAUGUGAUGUAUGCGAUAAGAGGUUUAGUUCAAGUAGUUCACAUAUUACACAUAUGAAAACACAUACUGGUAACAAACCAUACAAAUGUGAUUUGUGUAACAAAGAAUAUGCUCACAAAGUUUCCUUACAGAUACACAUGAGAUCACAUACUGGGGAAACCCCUUUUGAAUGUGAUGUAUGUGAUAAAAGGUUUACUCAAAAAACGCAUAUGAAAAGACACAUGAGAACACACACUGGUGAAAAACCUUAUCAAUGUGAAGUUUGUAAGAAAGAGUUUAAUGAGGGAUACCGCAUGAGGAAACACAUGAGAACACAUCUCGAUGUUUGAACCUUAUUUACUUAUGUGAUGAUAUUAGUAACAGAUAGAGACACAUGAAAGAACUCUCUAGAAAUAACAUGUCAUCAGUUUAGUGUUACUUUUAUGUCGAGGAAUAGGUCAAUAGUAUAAAAUACUUACAUACAUUAUGUGGAAAGCGCCAUAUGACUAGAUAGAUUCAAGAUUGAAAAAAAUGACUCGAUAAUUUCUUGCUUAAGACAUGUAAGAAAAGCGAAACAAUUUCUCAAUUAAAAUAUUGUAUUCGUUUAAAUGUUGUCUAAUUUCAUAUUUACAAUUUAUUGUUUAUUCAUUUGCUUGCUAUAUAUGCUA
Mytilus californianus (California mussel) is the source of this 930-nucleotide messenger RNA. RefSeq names its product zinc finger protein 235-like. Gene Ontology annotation, biological process: central nervous system development; regulation of transcription by RNA polymerase II. The annotation marks the transcript as partial. The record is from RefSeq and is a predicted model, not a curated record. The transcript has a single exon. NCBI's taxonomy places the organism in Eukaryota, Metazoa, Mollusca, Bivalvia, Mytilida, Mytilidae. Gene Ontology annotation, molecular function: RNA polymerase II cis-regulatory region sequence-specific DNA binding; DNA-binding transcription factor activity, RNA polymerase II-specific. Gene Ontology annotation, cellular component: nucleus.